UAAGUGACGUCAGCAUCUUUGUUUAUGCGGCUUCAGCUCGUCACCUCUGUGUCCCCCAACCCAUUUUCACUCUGUUUGUGGACAAGGAGUUUUAACUUGUCGUUUUUCACGGCGCGCCUUUUGUUUAACUGUUAGUCUUGCGGUUUGUAAAAUAUUUGAGUAGACAUCAUGUCGGCGAAUGGACGAGGAUCUGGAGAAGACGCCACAGACGCGCGACGGGGCGAUGAGCGGUCAGAGGGUUCUUCGGUUGAUCCAAUGGACGUGGAUGCUAAGCCCCGCUCCCAUAGCUUUAGAUACAGUCUGGACUUCUCCAGCAUCGGUCAAUGCGUCAUCAUCAACAACAAGAACUUUGACAAGAGAACAGGCAUGAAUCAGCGGAACGGAACAGACGUAGAUGCAGCCAAUGCGCUGAAGGUGUUCUCAAAGUUGGGUUAUAAGGUGAAGGUGUUCAAUGAUCAGACAGUCGACCAGAUGGUUAAGAUCUUAACAGCUGCCUCAAAGGAAGAUCACAGCGAUUCUGCCUCAUUUGUCUGUGUGUUGCUGAGCCAUGGAGAUGAAGGUGUGUUCUUUGGAACCGAUGGCUCUGUGGAUCUAAAGUUCCUGACUUCACUUUUCCGGGGUGAUCGAUGCAAGUCAUUGGUCGGGAAACCCAAACUGUUUUUCAUCCAGGCCUGCAGAGGCACUGACCUUGACCCUGGUAUUGAAACAGACAGUGUAGAUGACGGGACCACAAAGAUCCCUGUGGAAGCUGACUUCCUCUAUGCUUUCUCCACAGCCCCAGGCUACUAUUCAUGGAGGAACACAAUGACUGGCUCUUGGUUCAUCCAGUCUUUGUGUGAUAUGAUCAGUCAAUAUGGACAAGAGCUGGAGCUCCAGCACAUAAUGACACGCGUGAACCAUAAGGUGGCAGUAGAGUUUGAGUCCGUCUCCAAUUCACCAGGUUUUCAUGCCAAGAAACAAAUCCCAUGCAUCAUGUCGAUGCUGACCAAAGAGAUGUAUUUCUUUCCUUGAUGUUUUUGUCACACAAAGAGAACCCAUUCAGACAGAGCUCUCUCUGCUGUCCAAAAGCUCAGGAGUAUGCUUCAUGUUUUGUUUUCAUUUACACAUCAUGAGUGAAAAUGGGAGGAGAGAUGUGAUGUCACACUCUUGUGAUUACAAGAGUCAAUUUGGCUGAGGUGCUGUUUUUACAUGUGGCAUUAUCAAAUGUUUAGAUUAGUGUGUAGUGAACACCACUCGUGUACUUAGUGAAGUUCAAACAUGAAAACCAGCAAAUUUAAAACUGUUGAUAAAAGAUGACUUGUGUUGUUUACACGAAACAACAUUUCAGAGAAGUGAGAAAAUUUGAAUUCUUAUAUAAAUGUACAUAUUUUUGCUGUAGCAGAAUACCUGUGACAAAACAGAACAGGUUUAACCCUUUUGUUCAUAAUGUUGAAAAACUGUGGACAGAUAAUUGAUUUUGACUAAUCAUGUUUACUAUCACAAUCAGGGGCAAAUAAUUAGAAACGUAGCAUUUUGUAAUUUUUGGGAACUUACAAUUUAAAUGGCUGAAGUUUUGCCACAUUUGUCUUAAUAGACAAUUUUUUAAAAAACAAUUAUUGGUAAUUGAUUACAAACACAUCCACAGUGUCUAUUAGUAAAGUCAGGUCAUCUGUGUCACAGCCUUUUAGAUUAAAACUUUAGAUGUGACUGAUUUAUGAUGAAACAUCGUUUCUGUCCAUAAUUCAGGUCCUGGCCAUUUUUCCAAACAACUGGUGUUAAAUUAUCAUUCAACACAUGUUUGAUUGUGCAUAUAGACAUUUAUGUAUAUCACACUGAUGACCUCAUUAAUGUUACAGUUAGAAUUGUGUUACAUUUUGCUGUGAAUGUGAAUUAUUGACUUUGCUGUAAAUUAUAUUGUGUGAGCAGCUACACUGUUUGUGUUUUUUGAAGAAUAAAUACCAUUAUUCACCGUU
Molecule: messenger RNA, 1952 nt
Organism: Cynoglossus semilaevis (tongue sole)
Lineage: Eukaryota; Metazoa; Chordata; Actinopteri; Pleuronectiformes; Cynoglossidae
Gene: casp3a
Product: caspase 3, apoptosis-related cysteine peptidase a
Exons: 6
Coding region: 169-1011 (280 amino acids)
Biological process (GO): apoptotic process; positive regulation of neuron apoptotic process; keratinocyte differentiation
Cellular component (GO): death-inducing signaling complex; cytoplasm
Molecular function (GO): cysteine-type endopeptidase activity
Source: RefSeq, a predicted model, not a curated record